UCAGACUUGCCAGAAGAAGUACAGUUUAUCUGUAGGCAGUGCUGUUCAGAACAGGAGACGCUGAACUGGUACAAAGAGCUCAUGGAGGAGAUGGAAGCUGGUUAUGAACGGGUAAAGUCAAGUUUUUUUUUUGUAAACAAUAUUUACAACAGCAUUUGCUCUAAGAGCCUAAAGGGCUCAUCUAGAGUGCUUAUGCUGUUUGCCUUAAAUAUUCCAAAAAUAUAAAAUUUGUAUUUAAUAUACGUCACGAUUGAACACACGCACAUAAAAAAAGCAAAAAACAAGAAUAAAUAAAACACACACACAGCAACUAACACAAGCAAUUUGAUAGCAAAAUAAACAACUGGACAAGCUGAAACAUCCUAACGUUAAUUUGAAAAUCAGCAGUAGAAAUACCAUUUAAAAGUCAAUCGACUUAUUUCUUAUCUAAGGCACAAUGCCAUCUAUUUCUAACAAUUGGAAGUCAAGUUUUGUUACAUGACCUUACCCUCCUCACCUCUUCACACUCCAUUAUGCAUAAGGCCUCCACACUUCUCCUUUGUUUGUUUUCAGUAAUAAUAAAUUUUUAUGUGGGGACAGUACAUUAACCCAACGCCCAACCCACAGCAUGGUGGGCCAGUUGUUGCAAUUCGUCUGGCCUUUUAUCCAAAACCUGGCCAGCACAGCUGAACCCACCAGGGAACAUAGGCCCAACUGGUAUAGCUUCCACGUUCAUAAAGGCACACAAAUCUCCCACCAUGUUAAGGAGCAACACUUAGGGAGGUCAAGUUUUCUUACAUUACCCAAUAGAAAUGACAUUCCUAGAUAUGAUCUCAAGCGGUUCCGGAAUCGACAGGGUUCAUCUUGACCAUGAAGUUGGAGUGGAAUGCUUGGAAUAACAUCAUUGUUCAGAGCAGCCUGACUGAAUGGGCUUAAAAAUGAUGAUGAUGAUGAUGAUGAUGAUGAUGAUGAUGACGUGCACACGUUGUCCUUGAUUGAAUUAAUUUUUUAAUUUUCUUUCUUUUUCUUAGAUUUUGGAAGAAAUAAAAUCUUGCGAGGCUUAUAGUCUUUUCCAGUCUCACUUUGAACAGGUAUGCCAGUCAAUAAUAAUAAUUAUUGUUAUUGCCCUGCUCAUAAGUUAUUGCAACUAAUUGUCUCAGGACUUUAUCUAUAGAGCCUUUCAUUACUAAAAGAAACAUGCUUUGCCUACUCCUGUUUCAUCUUCCAGCUACAAGUGGACAAUGGGCAUCCUAAAGAUCUGGACAGUAUUUCAGCAAAAGUGAAAGAGAAAAAGUACAUAACUGUGGUAUGUAUGUUCUUCAUGUACAGGGAAAUCUUGAAUUAAUUGCUGGCAAGCACGAAUGAGACAGAACACUCUUCUUUAUUAAAUAGGUAAAAUCUAAACUUUUGUUAGGAUUGUUAGGUUUCUGACAAGUGAACAGUGUUGCCUCAUCAGGUGCCCAUUUCUUAAAGAUCCCAGUAUUUACUGGGCCCAGGGGGUUGUUCUAAGUUUGCUAUUUUUACAUUCAAGAACUGUAAGUGAUACAAAGCAAUUUAAGUUAUGCUCAGAUAAUGAAACAAAAUGCACCAGUUUGGAGGUUAGAGCCAACACUUUCUAACAAUGAUUCUUUAGAUCUUGAUUUUAAGCCUUUCACUGCCAAAUGUGGCCAAGGGCAAAUUUCGACCAAAUUUCCAAAUUUCAUUUUCUAAAAUUUUGGGAAACAAAUGACAUCAUGUCAAAGUACAGGCAGAGAGCUUUCAUUUGAAUGGUCACAUCAUAGGAUUUCAUCCAUAGACUCAAAAGUUAGAGUCACCUUACAAAACCCCAUCAAACACUCUGGCAGUGAAAGGGUUAAAAUGUGCCUUUGGCCUAAAAAGGUUGCAGGAAUUUAGAGAGACUGGCCUGUAGACACUUUGGUUAAUUAGUUUUUUUGCUGAGUCGAAGAGAAAUUGGGUCAAAGAUCCAUUAUUAACCACACAGUUGACACAGUCAAGGAAUGCAUCUACUUUUGAAUGCUUAACCUUCCCAGGCAAUGUUGCUUACAACUAAAAUAAUUUAAAAUCUUUCUCUGCUCUUUAUUCACUAUAUUGCUUUUGAAAUCUCAUUUCCCAUAACCUUCUUCUUCACACAUGUAGCUCUUACUGCUAGUAUCUUCUUCCAGUUCAAACGCCAGCACUCACUCUCAUGUUGAAACUCCUGUUUUACUUCAUCAUAAUCCAAGUUAGUGUAACCAGUAAUUCUUUUGGAGAGGCAAGAAUGCAUAUUCACAAAAUUUACUGACAUCUUAUAAACCCAACUGUGUUUGCUCUUGCAGGAAAGCUUUUGCCAUGACUUGAGGGGAAUUUUAGACAAAGUGUAUCGACUUGUAGAGGCUGAUCUUGAACUAACAAAACAAUGGUCUUCUCUUUUUGCAUCAUUUUGCAAGGUGAUUAUUUUGGACAUAGAUUACUGUGAUGUUAACUGAAAAGCUCAACGAGAAAAACAAACAUUAACUAAACAAAAAAGCAUUACUCCAAAAUCAUUCAAGGGUGCAAAUUGUUUUUCUGCAAUGUUCCCUAUUGUUUUGUUGUGGUUGCUUGAAAUUUUGUUUUAUUUUUAUCGUUCUUGUCAUUGUAUGUAUUUACGACCAUUAUUUGUUCUAUAUUUUAACACUCAGGAACUGGCGUUGAUGUUUCCUUGGCAUACACUGAAGGAUAAUAAGGAUACCAGUGAGAAUCAACCAGUACUUCCUCCCAAGUAAGCUAAAAAAAGUUUUGAUCUUAGACCUCAAAUGUAGUAGUGUAACGAUUAAUCGAAUUCUUGAUUAAUUGCGAUUAUGACCGUUCGGUUCGAUUCACGAUUCUUUGCUUCCACAUUUCAAUUUUGCUUUGAUUUUUCCAUAUCUUUUCCAGGUUGCCCUCAGUGAGUUAUUAUAUUGUAGUUCAUGCACCAUUUUGUGUUGCCUGGUAAAAAUGCUGUCCUUCAACCACUCCUUGAGAACCAUCUUUGUCAGGUUCUCAAACAGGCUAUGAACCAAGCGACUGUGAAUCCUCCUGUCCCUGUUACUAUUCUCAAAUUACAUUAUGUUAUAAGAAUUAAGAAACAUUUACAUAAUCGAAUCGAAACAAUCGAAAUCAANAUGCAUAUUCACAAAAUUUACUGACAUCUUAUAAACCCAACUGUGUUUGCUCUUGCAGGAAAGCUUUUGCCAUGACUUGAGGGGAAUUUUAGACAAAGUGUAUCGACUUGUAGAGGCUGAUCUUGAACUAACAAAACAAUGGUCUUCUCUUUUUGCAUCAUUUUGCAAGGUGAUUAUUUUGGACAUAGAUUACUGUGAUGUUAACUGAAAAGCUCAACGAGAAAAACAAACAUUAACUAAACAAAAAAGCAUUACUCCAAAAUCAUUCAAGGGUGCAAAUUGUUUUUCUGCAAUGUUCCCUAUUGUUUUGUUGUGGUUGCUUGAAAUUUUGUUUUAUUUUUAUCGUUCUUGUCAUUGUAUGUAUUUACGACCAUUAUUUGUUCUAUAUUUUAACACUCAGGAACUGGCGUUGAUGUUUCCUUGGCAUACACUGAAGGAUAAUAAGGAUACCAGUGAGAAUCAACCAGUACUUCCUCCCAAGUAAGCUAAAAAAAGUUUUGAUCUUAGACCUCAAAUGUAGUAGUGUAACGAUUAAUCGAAUUCUUGAUUAAUUGCGAUUAUGACCGUUCGGUUCGAUUCACGAUUCUUUGCUUCCACAUUUCAAUUUUGCUUUGAUUUUUCCAUAUCUUUUCCAGGUUGCCCUCAGUGAGUUAUUAUAUUGUAGUUCAUGCACCAUUUUGUGUUGCCUGGUAAAAAUGCUGUCCUUCAACCACUCCUUGAGAACCAUCUUUGUCAGGUUCUCAAACAGGCUAUGAACCAAGCGACUGUGAAUCCUCCUGUCCCUGUUACUAUUCUCAAAUUACAUUAUGUUAUAAGAAUUAAGAAACAUUUACAUAAUCGAAUCGAAACAAUCGAAAUCAAAUUGAAUCGCAAGGAAUAUGAAUCGUUACACCCCUACUCAAAUGUAGUCAAAUUCAAAGUGAAAACAAAGUAUUAACUACAACACCAGAAUAUGAUUAUGCAUAAAAAUAACAAAGUAGUGUAAGUGCUUAGUUUGCCUCACAUAAUUUUCUGGAGACUCAAGAGCUGGAACUACAUUUUUAGUAAUAGAUACCCCUAUAUCUAACUUGAGACAGUGUUUCAUCACAAGAUCAAACACUGCGAACAGAAAUGAAAAUAUGACUCACAGCAAGUUAAUUAUCUCAGUGUGGUGUAAAAAGAAGUAGAGAAAAGAAGCGGCUGGUGUAAAAUACAGCUCACUUUUCCACAGGUCAGAGUACAGGUCAUCAUGAUACAGAUAAAUGAAUAGCAUUAAAAGUUUCUCGUAGCCCUAAUCCCUUAACAAAAUGCUCUAUUAGAUUGAAAGAAUCUGCAGGGUUUGGUAAUUCAUCGAUGGGGCAGUGACCUGUACUCCUGACUUGUGGAAUGUGACAAAAUAAUCAUGCAAAUUUUAGUUAUCACUAAUGUGAACUGCCUCCUCACUGCCUUGAUUCUCAUUCACAUCUAUUUUACCUUGUGCAGUGGAUUCAUUGGACCCAGUAUUUGCUUUGAUAGCUGGGAUCAUGCUUACGCCUGUGUGGAGGAUUCCGAAAGAAAAUCAGAUCCUAAACCUUCAAUAACAAUCCAGUCUCCCCCUCCUGAGUCCGCAUCCAACUGCCCUGAAACAAAAGGUAGGAUUGUUUUACACAUGUACGCAUCUUUCUGGUACACUGAGUUGUAUUAGCAGCCUGGGCCCAGUUCCUCAAAGGAUGGUUUAGUGUAACCCAGGAUUAAGCCAAAUUUUAAGCAAGGUUUUCUUGUCUUUGAGCAGGUACCUCGAGCUUACAUACUUAAUAUUGAGAUUUGAGAUACAGUAAUGCCAGCAUAAAAUGUUUCUCCCAGAAAUAUGUAGGAAGGUAAAUUCAAAAAUUGAACAAAAUUUUAAUCCUGGAUUAGUGCUAAUCAACUUUUCAUAAACUAGGCCCCGGUGUGUGUGUGUGUGUGGGGGGUGGGGAGAGGGGUUGGGAGGGGAGGGAAUAUCCGUAUGAAAAUGAUGGGUGCUUGAGGCCUUGGGGGAGGGUGGUAAAUUGGUUGCUUGGUUUUGUUAAAAGGUGAAUUUUUCACUAGUAAACUUGCUCAGAGACUGUCCGUACUUUCCAUUUACAGAUAAUGAAGAAAAGAUGGAGAUUGACAAUGAGAAUAUUGCAGAAAAAACAGUUAAAAACGAAGAACCAAUGGAAUUGGACGGCAACAGUGAAGAAAAGAGGCAGUCAUUAAUUGAGGUAAAGCAGAUACUAUGUCCAAUUUUGCACCCAGGCUUAACGGUCAGACAGUUUCUUCCAUCACGUUAGGAGACACCAUUUUAUUCAACCGUAGCAAAAAGCAGUAAAUAGCCAGGGAUAUUCCAGGUUAUUGAAGCUGAUUUGGUAAAUACAGAAACUCAUAAGGGGUUGAAACGUGUAACUCUCAUGUUUUCGCAAAUACUAUAUUUGGAUCGAGAAGAAAAGAUAACUGACCAAUUAAACUUCGUAAAAGACGUGACGUAAUUUUAGUCCGCUCACCCGCGAAAGUUCAGAAAAUAGGGAGCUUGCAACAACGAGCUGGACGGCUACGAAAAUGUCUCUUAAAAAGUGAAUUCGUGAAAACUUUAUCGAGCCUGUUCCAUCUCGUUCAAUUCGACAAAUGUUAGCAAAUGUUUCUGGAGGUGAAUUCUAAAGACUGUAUCGAAGUACAGGAAAGAAAAACAAAGUCGUUGUCUUGUGUUGUCGCCCUCCCCAAACGAUAAAUUAGGCACUCUCACGUUGUAAUCGUACAUUGACGGCAAAAAAUGUACAAAAGAAGCUUGAACGCGAGUUACACGUUUCAACCCCUUAUGAGUUUCUGGUAAAUAUUAAUGACAUUUAGUAAAAUCCAACUAGUGGUCUAUUAUCAUUGCUACGUUCUGAUUGGCUGAGCUACUACUUGGCUAUAUGCUAUAGCCCACUGGUAGGAAAAAGCGCCGGCUUUUCGGCAGCAAAAAGGGAUUAACGCCUAGCUUUAACUAGCUACAGUUGUUUUGUCUCGAUAUUUUCGACCAACUAGUUGGAUUUUACUAGAACAAUUUUUCCUCUCGCCCUCUUGGCCUCUAAGUCAAUAGCCCAUUCGGGCUCGAGGAAUAAUUGUUAAAUAUCUACCAGAAAAAUCACCAUCCAGUGGAUAAACCGUGCGUAUAAACUAAAUGCUUUAUCCGAUAGCGAUUUAUCCAGUGAGCAAAGGGGGGCAGGAGAACUUCCUCUAAUGGCCUAUACGGGAAGACCCCGCCCGAAAGGGGUACAUUUUUCAGGCUUCAGGUAUAUGAAAGGGUAGGGAUUUCACUAGUUGAAGUAUAUGAAAAGGAAGGGAAAUCUGUCAUUUCUGUCUGUAAAAAGGCCCAAAAGGGCUAACAAAUGCAUUUUAUGGUUGUAAAAGUCUAGGUUUCACUGUCGCCCUACGUGGGAUGAAACAUUGGUCUUCAUGUAGAUGAAGAGGAUGACUUGUUAAUGACCUAGAUUAGUAAGACAUUAAACACUAUCCUUUUGCCCAAGCUUCGUUGUUAAUUUUCAGGAGGACACCAGACGUUGUCUUCUGUGUGGUGUCACAAGAGAUGCCGAACCCUCCGGCCCUGGCCGCCUCAUUUGUUGUGGUUUGGAUGAGUGGGUGCACGUGAAUUGUGGCCUUUGGUCUGCAGAAGUGUUUGAAGAUGAUGAGGGCCGAUUGCAGAAUGUUCAAGCGGCUUUGUCUAGAGGCAAACAAAUGGUGAGAGUGCUUUUGACUGUUUUUGUUUAUCUUGAGAGCAAGCUGUUGUGGUGUCGUAACCUAUUCCGGGGGUAUUUACACUUGUACCAUUUUCAUGGGACAUCCGGUAAUUCCGGUAGGAAAUCAAAUGGUUCCCGCCAUUCCGUGAUUUGAGGCGAUGCAAGUGUUGCAUUGUGUAGCCACGUCAAGUCAAACGCAAUGCGCCCAGUAUUGCAAGCAGUGUGCGAAAUGCUGUGUAAAACAUUGCCGCGUGUAAGUGGAAUAUGUUGCUCGCAAUAAAGCAAUAUUGUUGUGUACGGGCCUUGUGGUUACACUAAGUGUUGCAUCGUGUAGCUGUUGUAGCUAGAUUUCAGGUUAAAUCAGUAUUCAACUUAGCUUUAGUUAAAAUUUACAGUUUCCUAGCCCCAGUUAUUCAUAGCAGACAAAGGAAAUUCUGAAAUUCUGGUUAAACCUGAGAACAGAUUUUACCUACAACAUAGCCACGUUAAAUAAAACGUAUUGCACCCAAUAUUGAAAGCAGUGUUGUUCCCUGUGUCCGAGCCUUAAUGUUACAGCGUAUAACCACGUUGAGUGAAACGUAUUGCGCCAAUAUUACAAGUACUGUUGUUGCUGUGUUUGGGCCAAUGCAAGUGGCGACAUUUGCUAACUUAUUUGUUCUGUUUUUAGAAAUGCGAAUACUGUGGAGAGGUAGGAGCUACUGUGGGGUGUUGUGAGCCUAGAUGUCCUAUGAAUUAUCACUUCAUGUGUGCAAGAAAAGCGGAAGCUCAGUUUCAAGAUGACAAGAAAGUUUACUGCGCCCAGCAUUCCUUUAGGAUAAAGAAAGAGGUUGGUUCUUGUGGAAUGGAUGAUAUUCACUGAUUUCUUGAUUUCUGAAUGAAGGUUUUGAUUCUAAGGCUAUGCUCACACGUUACUGAAUAUCUCCUACGCCAGCACGAAAACCAUUCCGGAUAGGUCUUCUUAGACUUUCUAAAAGUCCCUUUUCUUCCUCGUUGGUUAUGACAUUUUGAAGGACUUUUCACACCUUUUUGGCGCAAAAUUCACCGGUCGAAAAUUCUACCGGUGACGUCAUGACAACUGACUAAUAGGACAGCAUAUACCGCUCCCGACACAGCAUAUGUCAAUCAUUCUUUUCCCGCGUAAAUUUAUAAUAUGGUUCAAAUCCAUUUAGGCGAAAAAGUCGACCUCAAGACUUCGUCGCUCGCUCGGUCGCAACGCGACCUCAGUCAUGUAUUGAAACUCGACUUGAGCAAGUCUAAGGAGGUCGACUUGUAGCAAGUCUAAGGGCUUCUGUUCAGACGUAACAACAGUGAUUUCAGCGCGAUCUCUGUAACGAAGCUGCGUCGCGCCGAUCUCGAAAAGUAGGGUGUCAGAUAUCGAAUAGGUUCUUUGCCUUAAGCCUCACUUUGGUGCACUGUGAACAGGUAUUCGGACCGUAAUGGAAGAGGAUAAGUAUAGGAACGAGUAGCCUGUGUACAAACCCCCCCCCCCCCCUCCCUCCCCUAAGGAAAAAUCGGAGAGGAGAGCAGGGGUCUGUACACAGGCUAAGGAACGAGAGUCCACAAAGACGGAAGUAAAUAUUCAGGAGUGAGGACUGGGAUUUAGUUAACCAAACUCUCUUGGCCAACCGCCCCGGCACGAUGUCCUGUGUGUGAACAACGUAUUUAGGUUCUGUGCCUUGCUGUUGACACUAUGCCUGAUAGCUGUUUGUGGCUGCACCAAUUUUAAGGCAUCCAGUAUAGUAUGAACAUAGCCUAAAUCCUAGGGAGAAUAAAACUCACUAACCAGGUCCCUAGGGAUCUCUAGACUCGCACGUGAUCAGAUCGUGUACCUUAAAACGGCGGAAAAUCUGUGUGUUGAUCGCCCCAAGCAAAUAUAUAUAUAUAUAUAUUUUUUACUGCCAUGGGCGAGGAACGAGUUGAGUUGCGAGGUAUGACUAAACACCUAAAUAGCGAACUUUGUUUCUUAUGAGGGCAGCGUGCAAAGAAAGUGGAUUUUGCUAUCGGGCUAGUGAUUUUUCUUCUUAACUUACCUGACAGGCAAGUGCUGUUUUUUGGGGGAAAUUCAAAUUACAGAAGGAUUGUAAUCAAUCCUGCUAAUCAAAAAGGGUGUUGGGGCUAGUUGAAAUGACUUGUGGGCUAGUACAUGCUAGCUACAGCUUACCCGAAUGGCAGGCUGUAAAACUGACUUUCUUUGCACCCUGGAGGGCCUUGCGAUUUAAAAUAUCUCUUUUCUCUCUUUGUAGCUGUUGAUGGAAAAUGAUGAUUUCUGUGUGGAGCGCCGUGUUUGCGUGGACAUGAGCAAAAUCCGAGCAACUAAGAAAUUUUCAAGAGGCUUCCAGCCAAGCUCUAUUAACCUUGUGCAAGGUAACGUGCGUGCUAAUUAUAGGAAAGGUUACAUUUGCCACUUUGGUUACUUAAAAUUCUUUUAAAAAAUUACGAGUUUUCAAGAAUCUGAAGGUUUUUGUCUUUAUUUCUUCUCUAAAGGCUCCCUCACCAUGGAAAACAUGGGCAAACUGAGCGAAUAUUCAGACACAAAACAGGCGUUAUAUCCCAUUAAUUACAGGUUUGUAUGUUUUAAUAAAUAUGACCAUGAAUAUCUAAAUUUAAAUUAAAAUGUUGAAAGGUUUUAACCCCGGAGUCAUUUCAUAAGUACGUGGAGCUAUGAUCAUGCUCCGAACUACGAAGAGCUAGCAAACCUCGAUCAAAGUCAGGUCAUGUGGCUUUUGUUGCUUUUAGACGGUAAUGUCUCUUAGUUUAAAUGUUGGAACUUCGUAACUCUUUUAGUAAAUAAACCUUUAUUUUCAUUGGUCUUGAAAACACGCCUUCCAUCCCUUUUAUGGAGCUAACGAGAGAGAAUGCGUUCAUUUUCUUUUGGGAGCGAGUUAAUAAUCAACUCACGGGGGUGUUGUCCCUUCCUAAUUUGCGAAAAAACAGAUCAUUGUACCUGAAAAUGAAAGGGCUAUAGGCUACAUUUUUAGGGAACAGAUACGCCGUUCGCGUGUUCCGCCUGCCUUACGAUCUCUGGGGAUAAUAAGGAACUGCUCAGGCGUAGUCUUUAUAUGUCGGUUUUUUUCUGUACUGUGAAUAUGAAUAAGGUAUGCUGUUACUUAUCUUUGUUGAUGUUGUUGUUUGUCAGAGUAAGUCGUCUAUACUGGAGUGUGAAGGAUCCGACCAAACGGUGCCGUUAUUAUUGCACAGUUGAAGAGAAGAAAGUCAAAACAUUUGUGAAGAAAUCACACUCAGAAAAAGAAAAGGAGUUAAAAGACCUACAAGACUUACACAAAGUUAUUUCCCAUGAAGAGAUUAAAAAAAAGGAAAAGGCAACUAAACACUUACCAUCAUCGCACGGAGAUGUUAAAGAAAUAGUUCAGCCUCGCGUCAGCAACAAAUCCAAUGAUUUGUUGAACAGUUCUUAUGCAAAGAAACUGAAAAAAAUAGCUCCUCAUCCUGGGCCUUCGCUAAUUAAUCACACUACUUUUCCUGGAGUACUCUUUAAUGAUGCAAGCUUGGUCGCUUCAAACGCAAAUUCGCAUUUAGCUAAACUUCGAAGAAUUCUUCCUGCUCCUCAAAAACCGCCAGCUUUACAAAUUUCUCCGGCGAACUCACCGAGUAAACUGCUUCAGCACUUAGCUCAGCAAAGCAAGCAUAUACCAAGGAUUUUAAGCAAUGCAUAUGCCCGCCUACCACAGAAACCUCCUCAAAAAUCUACCCCGACAUCGACACCAACAGCUCAUAGAACUAGAAAAAGCCCUCCUGUAGCUAAGAGAACUUCUAGCCUCGACGAGAGUAUUCCGCAGACUGUAAGACAAUUAAAUUGCGAUCACGAAGUUGUGGCAAAAACAGCUGAUGCGGAAAUUUCUAAUUCGCCUGUUAAGGAUAAGUCUGCUAAUGCUUGGUUAACGAAUCUAAGAGACCGUGCAAGUGUUUCAAACGUGGAGGAACUCCACGUCAAGUUCGUUAUCACAAAUGAUGAAGGGUUCAAGAUAGAGGCUGACACUUGUGAAGGUAGGAUAUAGAAGCCUUUUUACCCCCCCCCCCCCCUCCCUUGCGAGUCUCCUUCCGUCUUCUUCUUGUUCCAGGAGAAGAAAAGGAGUCUGCGUAAAGCCUUUGAAGUCGCCGCAGCCCGAACGUCUGGACCAGUCAAUCUUACUUUUUUUCGUCAAACUGGUUUUUCGAGUGCGAGCAUCUGUUUAUUGACAAGCGGAUGGUCAUAACUGCCCACUGAAUCAAGCGCACGGCUGUUAGGCGUGGAUCAUUCUCUUCCCCAGAGCCACUCGGCUUAAUUUGUGUUUCAAGACCACGUGACCAUGAAACGACGGACUCUGGGGACGAGAAUGGUGUGGAUUCGAAAUUGUAUCGCAGCAUGAAGCGCAUGCUCAGCGAUGGUUUUACUCGUUUCUCGCGUACGCCAAAAGAAAGGCUCUGACAUAGCCCUUAAGUCUAGCCAAUCAGAACACGGUUGCUUUAUGUUGUAAUAGAAAAGAUAUUUAGAAGUAAAAGCAAAAACCAUUCACAUCAUAGUGACUUGCUCACAAGCGUUUUUGCCCUUUUUUUCGUCGGGUCUCCACGCUCUAAGAUUGGUUGAAAUAAUAUUGUAGCUGUUUCUUAACAGAAGUAAAAGGUAGAAAAAUCGUGUUACCAUAACCUGCUCGCACGCGUUUUUCUUUUCCCGCGCUUUGAAGCCGCUACAUAUAAUUGCUCCGAGAUGUGAUUGGUCCAUUUUAUUGUUAGUUCGUGUUGUGACUGGUCAGUUAAUUUAUCUUAGUUUUGCUGUUCAAAACUAGUCUAUACAACAGUAGUAGUUUUUCGUUCCUCCCUAAUUAUUCUCUGGUAUGCAAUGACACUGACUUUUUUCUUUUGUGUUUAAUCUCAGCUGCGUGGAAGCAGGUUUUCGAUAUGGUCCAGGAAGCGAGGAUUGAUCGACGUUUGAAGCUGGUUCCCUUUGCAGGUUCUCAGUAUUGUUUUGUUGUUGUAAGGGUUAUGAAGAAGUGUCCUGCAUGUCGUAAACGAAAAAAAAAACUAGUAGCACUGUUAAAUGUGUAAAACGUGCAUUGCUUAUUUCAGUAAACCAACAUAAUAUUGGAAGUGAUAUUAUCUUUUUUUUGAAGAUUGCUUUAAUAUCUAACAUGUACCACCUUUCUAUAUCUGGGCAAUUCAGUGUUUCUCCUUCAAAGGAUCUGCAAACUAAGUUGAUAAAACCCAACUGUUGUGUUUCGCAGUUUCGCCAACACAGCUCCGCAUUUUUAAAUAAUUCCUUGUAUUCGUUGCUGACAGGUUAUGAUUUGUUACUUUGCAGGUGUGAAUGGAAAAGCAAUGUUUGGAGUACGUCAGGUAAGUGUCUUGGAUGACGUCAUUAAUGAUGAUGAUGAUGAUGAUGAUGGUGGUGUUGAUGAUGAUGAUGAUGAUGAUGAUGAUGAUGAUGAUAAUGAUGGUGACGACGAUACUGACCGACAGACAGAAAGACUGACACUUUAUUUCAACACGACGUUUCUUCAAGUUUAAGACGCUGGUUUCCAUAAAGCCGUGCAUGCAAUAAAAUAUCAAAACAUGAUAAAUAAUUACAAAAAUUGCAGAUACACAAAACUGAAAAAAAAAUUAAUUAGUGCGCUGGAGACCGAGGUUUCGCACAGAUUUCCCAAAAAUCUCGAGGCGGUUGUGCUUCAAUUAUAGUUGGGAGGAAAUUCCAUAGAUUAGCACCGCGAUGGGAAAAGAAAGGAGGAGGGCAGAUGUCGUGAAAUAUUGUCAGUAACUAAUUAAAGAAACAAAAGAUGACAUGGUAGGAAAAUUUACAUGUAAAAGAAAAAGCAUGCAAGCUAAAAAAGGUAACGUUUUUCCUUGCUGACAUUUUCAUUUAGGGAGGGUUUUAAAUCCUUUCAUAACAUAAAAUGGGACCAUUUCGAAUAUUUGGCAAGAGGACGGUCGGACACCCAUUGCAAGAUACAGGAGACUCUGUAGCAUAGCAUAUGUGUUUUUUUGUUUCUUUAAUUAGUUACUUACUCUAAGCCAAUCAAAUUGUGGAAAUUUCUCAUGUAGUAGUAUAACUAUUGUUAUUCAACGGUUUGUUGUCAGUAACAAUUUUGAUGACUUGUUUUUCUGUUUUAAAGGAAUCGAUCGUGUCCAUGUUGGAACAGUUACCAGGGGCCCAUCAAGUCAAGCAUUACUCCUUCAAGUAUAACCCACCGUUUGACAUAAGCAGUUUAGAAGGAACUGCUGAGCAGGUGAGGCUAAAAGUCUUUCUCGUCGAUUUUGAAUCAAUUUAACACUAAAAUAAUAUGAAAUUUUUCUUUUUCACAGGUCUUAAAAGAAAAUCCGCAUGGUUGUGCUAGAGCUGAAGUGUUUAACAGGUUAGCAAAUAACUGAACCCCUUUUAUCACUAAUUAAAUGCUACCUCAACAUCUCGUGAACGUGCAAAGAAGUUCAUUCACAGACUUGAAGUUAGAAACAUCUCCUAUAGGAUGACAAACAGCACCAUAUAAUAAUAAUAAUAAUAAUAAUAAUAAUAAUAAUAAUAAUAAUAAUAAUAAUAAUAAUGAGUAAUUUUUUAAACAGGCUUCUAGUAGAGAUAAUUAUAUCAUGUCUUUGCGCAGGUUUUACAGAGUAUAAAAACUUAAUAAUAUUCUAAAUUGGCUUUUUAAGUAAAGAGAUUCAUAUCAUUAUGUUUAUUAGGAUCGUAUUAGGUUUCGCACCGACCUUUUUUUACUUCUAAGAGUAGCUUCUCAAGUGGUGUAGGUUACGUUAUGCGCCCUAUACUACUCAUAUUGUGAACAGCAUUCCAAAGUUUUAUACUGCGAGGUAAUAAUAAUAAUAACAAUCUUUAUACAGGGAGCUCACUUCACAAAGGGUGAUAUUCAGUGAGGCCCUGUAUGAAAUUACAGGCUGCCCUGUAAAGACUCCACGCGGCCGGGCUCAAACUUAAGACAACCCUGUGCAGCUUAAUAAACGAUACUACCGAAAAGAAAUUCUGUGAGGCUUUCAUUUCAAUGCUCACACUUUAAAUUUCAUCCACAGACUCAAAAGUUAGAACCACAGCAUAAUCGACCCGUACCACAGGAGAGUACUGCUCAGUAGGUUUCAUUUUAAUUCAUCUCACCCUAAGAUUGCGUCCACAGACUCAAAAGUUGGUUCAUUGUACAUUUCACUUCCCACUUAGGGCAAAAUGUUGGCUUAGGGGAGGGGUAGGUGGACAGUUUCUCAGAAACGUAUAAUGGUCCCUAAACUUAGACCCACCUUGUAUAGCAUAGUAAUCAACACCUUGGAAAGUACUACUCAGUAGCUUUCAUUGGAAUAUUUUGCACGUCAGAUUCAGAAUCACUAUCAAACUCUAUCCAUAGUCCUUAUUACUCAUUCCAAUCCUUUCUACUUGUGUUCCUUUUAGAUCCAAAAAGUACGACAUGUUUGCCUUCUUGGCGUCAGUCCAUCGUGUACCUCCUCAGUUGGAAGAAGGUUCAGAGGAGCAAGAGAAUGCAGAACAGACUCGAGAUGGACCGCUUACUGUUAAGUAUGUAUGCUCUGAAUAAACCACAGAACGUUGACGUCACUUACAUUUUUUUGGGCAGCGAAAUUCUUUGAGCAAAGAUGGCAGUAAUCAGUCUAUGUGCGAAUUCCGCGUCUACGGUGUUAAUUUUCAUUUAAGAUGCUGUAUGCGUUCCUUACCAACAUGGUGUCUUGGUAGAACAUGUCUUUUCAAGAAAGAAAAAUUGCUUGCUGUUCUGUGCUAGCAUUAUAUUUUAUUAAUCAAAGAUUAAUCCACACCUUUAAGGGAGUGAAGGAGAAGGAAAAUGUCUGUUGCUAAUGCUCGUAAGCGAACAAGAGCGCAUGCGCCAACAAAGACUGUAUUAUCACAGGGUUAUCACAGGCAGAUCACCCUCUGUUGGUGUGGCAGUUGUUGUUAUUGAAAUCUGAGCGUCGAUGAUUUGUACUCAGUAGAAGAAAUACUGAUGGCCAUUACGGCGGCUACAAUUUACUCCAAAACGCACAUGUUAACGUAGAUGUUUCAAUAAAAGUUCAAGCGAAAUGUUAACUUUGUCAGUUGUGGCUCCAAUAUUACGAUUUGCGACUAAAUCAUUUUGGUUUGAACAAUUGGAUCAUUGUACGUUUCUGGGAAACUUCCCACCCACCCCUCCCCCUAAGCCAACAUCAACUCCUACUUCUCACUAAGGGCAAAGGUUGGCUUAGGGGAAGGGUAGGUGGGCAGUUUCCCAGAAACGUAUAAUGGUCAAAAUGUGUGCUCAGGGGAGGGGUAGGUGGGUAGUUUUCCAGAAACGUAUAAUGAUCGAACAAGUUACUUUGCAGACGUCCGACCUGCCUUGACCUUCCAAUGGCCAUGAGGUACCGCCACCUUAAACAGUGUCAAUUCAACAAGGAUGCCGUUGCUGUAUACAGGUGUGUAUUUUACCGUGCCAUUAGCCUGCGAGCAAGCUUCCAUUUAUGGCGGGUGAAGAAAUCCGCGAGAGAACGCGCGAGUACCCCUCUCACUCGCUACUCCUUUUGCGUGCUGCUCUCGCGUGACUUCCCGCGGCUCCCCCAAAUGGAGAGCUUGCUCUUCCUUAGAACCGGCCGUUUAAUUCCUCAACUUCCACGGAUGCCUCUAGUUAAAUAAUAAAGAAAUCCCCGAUUCCUGGAAAAAAGAAACUUGCUUGUAAGCGAGGCUUUAGCCUUUAUGUAACUCUUUAAGAAAGCAAAGCGGCAGACGAAGAAAGCAGAAAAUAGAUACGGGCAAACAAAUGUUGUGAAGCUGCAAGGUAAGAAAACUUUUACCGAUGAGGAGGUCGAUUUUCAGUUUGGUUAUUACAAUUUGCCCCCAAACCAAUCAAGUCAAUAACCAGAGUUUAAUACCAUCAACUGACGUGACACAACAUCACUUUGACUCUGAAGAUGCGGACUACUGGAGUCGUUGUCGAAACAUUAGUCGCUGUCAACAACAGCCCUGCUUAGGACUAUGAUCACCCUGACGAUCAUGUCGGCUACCUAUUUGUGAGAUGACUCCAGGGUUCAAACCUGUCACUGAUUAGUUAACCGUGGUGGCAAAGUAAAUUUGCUUGCUUAUUCGUUUCUAUUUUAAUUUUCUUUCAAUGCAGAUCUCCCAUCCACGGCCGUGGUUUAUAUUGUACUCGUAACAUCGCUGCGGGCGAGAUGGUGAUCGAGUAUUCUGGAAUGUUGGUGCGGUCCGUUCUUACGGACAAACGGGAGAAAUACUACGAGAGUAAGGUAUGAUCUUUAACAACUUGUGGCAGAAUCUUUCGCGUUGUGCUGGCAAUGGUAAUGAAUUUAUCACAUUCUUUGUGAGGAUUACUUUCUCAAGGUGCGCGUUCAAAAAAGCGAGUAUUUUUAAGAUGAGCCUGCGUAACAGGCGCACAAAAAAAUAUGGGCACGCGGCAAGCUAUGCGUGCGAGAGAGGACAACACGCUCGAGGUGAGAGGUAGAUUUUUCUUCUGGCGCGCAUCCCCCUUGCUCUUUGCCUCAGCUUUUGCUUGUGCUUCAUAUUGAUUUUUCGUGCGCCUUCUGCGCAGGCUUCUUAAAGCGUGAGUCUAUAAACGAGCAGGCAAAUAACAGACUUAAACUUGCUUUUGGCGCACUUUGCGGGUGUGGCUACCCUGAUCGACUGUGGGAGGUUUUUUCGCUCGAUGACUUGUUUAUUUCCGGAAACUGAAGCCUAUUUGGGAAGCUCUUGGGUAGAGCCUUUUAUUAGAUCUAGAAACUUCUUGUAAUACAAGAAAUUAACUCCAUAGAAUUGGCAGUUUUUCAGUUAGUCGCUUUGUAUGAGUUAGGAUCAAAGAUCCAUCUGCCUGUCGAUCCAUUAUCACUAAUUUGUUUUAUUUUUCAGGGUAUUGGCUGUUAUAUGUUCCGUGUUGAUGGUACUUACGUUGUCGAUGCCACCAUGUGCGGAAACGCUGCCCGCUUUAUCAACCACUCCUGCGAGGUAACUAACCAGCUUCUCUAUUCAAAUUAGUUACGUUUGGCCCUGUAUAAAACGUUAUGUAAAUACUGUAAUACAAUCAAGCAACAGUUUUUUUUCCCAUUUAGUUAAAUCUGAUUUCUAUUUUAUCGUCCGGAACAGGCCAUGUCUGUGUGGCCCCAGCCUCUGUUUUAAAACGAGGCUAAGUGCGAAGCCAUUGAUAUGAAAAUGAGUUAUUACUCUCAUGCAAAUAAAACUCAUUUUCACAAGAAAGGUUUUGCACUUAGCGUCGUUUUGAAGGUGAGAGAUAUGGCUUACUCUUCUCUCCCUUGAGUCGUCUCCAGAUUCAAGAGGUGUUCGGCGAUCGAGUCCUUUAUCAGUAUACGCGAGAGACUGGGUAGGUGUUGCGUCGGAUAGCACAGCGCAUGAAUGACGUCAGAGUGACUAAUUUGCAAUGUUGGUCAGACUUAUCAUUUUGUGUCAUUUUAAUGACAAAUGUCAGAUAAACAUGACAUUUUUCGUGACUAAAUACAAACAAAAGUGAACAAGUCGCUUUGUCGGAGAUUUAGUUCUAUAAAUAGAAACUGUAUGCAACGCUAUCGAACUAUGGACUAUUUGGGGACGUGAUCUCUUCUCUCAUUGGCCAUCACAAGGUUGCGCUAGAGACUGGAUCAGAAUGUGUCCUUCAAAUCAGUACCACAGUGCAAUUCGACACGACACCGACCCAGUCUCUCGCCAAACUUUAAAAUGGCCAAUGAAAACAACCCUGAUGCGAUGCCGAACGAUUGGGUCAAAUCGCCUGGAGAGAGCUGAUGUCUACGUAUGGGCUGGUUUUCCAUAUAGUUGCAGCGAUUCGGACGAUAAGAUGAAAACCAGGCUUCAGGAACCGAACCCAGAGUAAAUGGGACCAAGCGCAAUAUUUUACCAGCUUGAAACAUUUUAUGUUUCAGAAAGAUUAACUCUUUUUCCUCUUUUUCAGUCCAACUGCUAUUCUCGCGUUAUUAACGUGGAUGGCCAGAAGAAAAUCAUUAUCUUCGCCUCAAGAAGGUAUCGUUCUUCCUUUUUNUUGGUCAGACUUAUCAUUUUGUGUCAUUUUAAUGACAAAUGUCAGAUAAACAUGACAUUUUUCGUGACUAAAUACAAACAAAAGUGAACAAGUCGCUUUGUCGGAGAUUUAGUUCUAUAAAUAGAAACUGUAUGCAACGCUAUCGAACUAUGGACUAUUUGGGGACGUGAUCUCUUCUCUCAUUGGCCAUCACAAGGUUGCGCUAGAGACUGGAUCAGAAUGUGUCCUUCAAAUCAGUACCACAGUGCAAUUCGACACGACACCGACCCAGUCUCUCGCCAAACUUUAAAAUGGCCAAUGAAAACAACCCUGAUGCGAUGCCGAACGAUUGGGUCAAAUCGCCUGGAGAGAGCUGAUGUCUACGUAUGGGCUGGUUUUCCAUAUAGUUGCAGCGAUUCGGACGAUAAGAUGAAAACCAGGCUUCAGGAACCGAACCCAGAGUAAAUGGGACCAAGCGCAAUAUUUUACCAGCUUGAAACAUUUUAUGUUUCAGAAAGAUUAACUCUUUUUCCUCUUUUUCAGUCCAACUGCUAUUCUCGCGUUAUUAACGUGGAUGGCCAGAAGAAAAUCAUUAUCUUCGCCUCAAGAAGGUAUCGUUCUUCCUUUUUCUUAAGUCUUGUAUUGCGUACGGGACUAUUUGACGAUGUUUAGCGCAUUGUUUUGAUUUUUGAUUGGUGGAUUUCGAUCCGUUUUGUGUGUUUCUGUGUUUCAGCAGCGAAAAACGCAAUUGUGAAGGCGGCUUUGAACUUCAGACUUCGCCUGUUUUUGAAAAGCGCAGUAAUCCUCAAAAAAGAGAGUUUUCUGUUUUGCUAAAUAUCCUCUGUCCCCCCUAUUCAGUGUGGGGAUAUAACAGAACAAUUACGCUCACAAACAUUAACGUUUCGCUCAACAUUGGGCCAGGGGCGGAGAGAGGAAGGAAAAAAGAGGUUAAAAAUAGCAGGCCUUCCCAUAGCCUGUGUACAGACCCCCCCCCUCCCGAUUUUUUCUGAGGGAGGGAGGUUCUGUACACAGGCAAGCCUUCCCAAAACUUUUGUCGAUUGUAGUUAAGACCAUUUGUGAAAGAAGUCAAAGCAUUUUCACCAAGAUGAUCAUUUUAUUAAUUCGCGUAUUUUUUUUUCUCUUGAUUAUGUAUUGACAGAAACUCAAAACUGGUUGAAACGUGUAACUCACGUUCAAUGGUAAGCUUCUUGGUUUCAACCUUUGAAAGCUUACUCAGCUUCCGGAAGUUUUUCCCCUGUUUGUCGGCCAUUUUUUUGGGGGGGGGCGGGGGGUGGGGGCGCGGGAACAUGAAGUAAAAUUACGUCAAGUCGUUUACGAAGUUUGAUUGGUCAGCUAUCUUUGCUUCUCGUUCCAAAUAUGGUACUUUUGAAACUGAAUAAUCACGAGCAUCGGAGAAAGCAAACAUAUGAGAGUUACACGUUUCAACCGCUUAUGAGUUUCUGGUGUUGAUAUCUUUAGGAGAAAAUUGAUGUUGUUCACUCUUAAGAUUUCAAGGGUUAAAACCAAAGCGCUCCUUGUUUGGUGCCGUACAGAGUAAAAAUAGAAUUCAAUUAUUGAAAUAACAACCGUGAUGUUAUUUCAUUCACGGUUAUGUUUGCUAACCACUGUCUUUUCUAAUUGUCAUUUCAGUAUAUCCAGAGGGGAAGAACUGACAUAUGACUACAAAUUUCCAAUUGAAGACGAGAAGCUGCCUUGUCUUUGCAAAUCUAAACACUGCAGAAAAUACCUCAACUGA
Molecule: messenger RNA, 19486 nt
Organism: Porites evermanni
Lineage: Eukaryota; Metazoa; Cnidaria; Anthozoa; Scleractinia; Poritidae
Source: the annotation of a GenBank genome assembly